AUGUCACUGCUUCACCCAUUUCUGAGAAACCUCAACUUUACUAACAGCAUCAGGGACCAUAUAUCCUUAGGUGAUCAAAGAAAUUCUGAAAAACAAUAUGAUAUCCUGAACAUUGUGUCAUUCCCUGCCGCUCAUGCCUCCCUGGUUAAAGUAGGAGAGUUUGUUGUCAAUGGUGAAAAUAAUCAAACCUUGGUCAUCAAUGAAGAGGGUGUAGAGUGGCCUGUGGCGCUGGAAAAGCCCCCCAAAUCUUUGUGUACCCAGAAGUGUGUUCCAGGAUUCAAGAAAGUUAAAAAGGGCACUGACAUCUGCUGCUUUGAAUGUGACUUUUGUCUGACAGGGGAGAUUUCAAAUCAACAAGAUGCACAAGAAUGUAUCCCAUGUUCAGAGCAAAAAUAUUCAAAUCAAGAGAGAACCCACUGUCUCCCCAAGUUGGUGACCUACUUGGCCUUGAAAGAUUCCUUGGGGAUGGCUCUGGCCUGCACAGCUUUAUGCUUCUGUAUUGUGACAGCUGUGGUUUUGUGGGUCUUUGUGAAGCACCAAGACACCCCCAUAGUCAAGGCCAAUAACAGGACUCUCAGCUACAUCCUGCUCAUCUCCCUCCUCCUCUGCUUCCUCUGCUCCUUUCUCUUCAUUGGGCAUCCACACCCUGUCACCUGCAUCCUCCAGCAAAUCACAUUUGGACUUGUGUUCACUGGGGCUCUUUCCACUGUGUUGGCAAAAACCAUGGUUGUGCUGUUGGCAUUCAAAUCCAUGAAGCCGGGAAGAACCAUGAGGUGGCUGUUGGCAUCAGGGGCUUCUAACUAUGUCAUUCCCAUCUGCACUCUUGUCCAAGUGGUUAUCUGUGGCAUGUGGCUGGGACUGUCUCCCCCCUGCAUUGAUGUAGACACACGCUCUGAGCCCAGGCACCUGCUCAUCAUGUGUGACACGGGCUCAGUCGCUGCCUUCUACUGUGUGCUGGGCUACCUGGGCUCCUUGGCCCUGGUCAGCUUCUCCUUGUCCUACCUUGUCCGCAACCUGCCUGAUGCCUUCAAUGAAGCCAAGUUCUUGACCUUCAGCAUGCUGGUGUUCUGCAGCGUCUGGGUCACCUUUCUGCCUGUCUACCACGGUGCCCAGGGCAAGCUCAUGGUGGCCUUGGAGAUCUUCUCCAUCUUGGCCUCCAGUGCUGGUCUCCUAGUGUGCAUCUUUGCUCCCAAGUGUUACAUUAUUCUGAUCAGACCUGAUAAGAAUUCUUUGAAACAUCUAAGGAAUAAAAUGGACCCCAGGAGUAAUGCAUAUUCUUAG
Molecule: messenger RNA, 1281 nt
Organism: Erinaceus europaeus (western European hedgehog)
Lineage: Eukaryota; Metazoa; Chordata; Mammalia; Eulipotyphla; Erinaceidae
Product: vomeronasal type-2 receptor 116-like
Exons: 4
Coding region: 1-1281 (426 amino acids)
Biological process (GO): G protein-coupled receptor signaling pathway
Cellular component (GO): membrane
Molecular function (GO): G protein-coupled receptor activity
Source: RefSeq, a predicted model, not a curated record